Molecule: messenger RNA, 4148 nt
Organism: Fusarium odoratissimum NRRL 54006
Lineage: Eukaryota; Fungi; Ascomycota; Sordariomycetes; Hypocreales; Nectriaceae
Exons: 2
Coding region: 239-2332 (697 amino acids)
Source: RefSeq, a predicted model, not a curated record
UUCACUUCCAACUUGUUUUGAAUCCGUGUUUUCCAUCCUCCCUUGAUUUUCAUUCUCCUUCUCCCCAACUCAAAGCUUUCGCAACUUGUUUCUUGCAUCAUCGUUGUCUUCGCCGUCGUGUUCUUCUGCCUCGGUCACAUCAAGCCGCGGCUCUUUGUGUUUACUUAUUCUGCCGCCAACUCACUUGAGACAUCAACAACGCUCCUUACCCUGCAUAAGUCGCAACUUCGUCAUCAACAUGGCGGCCACUUACAAGCAGUUCCUUGCUGCGCCCAGCUCGUCUCUGCUGGCCGAUACGGCUGCACUGCACUACGUUACCACGACUACGACUUUUUCUGGUCCUACUGAGAUCAUCAAACAUCUGAAUGCGCUUCAGAAGCAGGUCGCAAAGAAGAAGGAGGAAGUGUUCAAUAUUGUUGAUGGGCAAAACGUCAUUGUCUUAGAAGUUGACACAGGUCUCGGCUUUCAAACUGGAGGCGGUCCUUAUCUCCCAGGCCUUGAUGACAAUUUUUUGUCUGCCCGUGAUGUUUACCUCCCCAUUACUCACUUUGUGACCUUCGAUGAAGCUGGCAAAAUUCUUCAGAUUCGACUCCAAUGGGACCAGGGCUCGCUUCUCAAGCAAGUUGAAGUGAUUGGAAAGUCUGGCCGCAACUGGCCCAUUAGAGAUAGCCGAGAGCAGAUCGCAUUUAUCCAGUCUUGCAUCAGAACGGCUGGCACUGGUGCCCCUGUCGCCCCCAGCCACAACGAGACCGUUGCGCGAAACCGAACUAAUUCCACUAAUGCCCUCCGCGACCCCCAUGCAUCCUUGAGGCUGUUUGGUCCUCGAGAUGAAAUUGAAGCGGAGCCCGCCAGUGUUGUAUCUCCUUACGCUGGUACUAGCCGCCCUCGACAGCGGUCUUUCACCGAGAUUUUGGGUGACGAACCCACUUCACCCAGCUCUGGCCGUCGAAAUAUGUCGCCUUCGAAGCGUGGCCAGGGUAAGAACUUCCAGCCUUCGCGAAUUUUCGAUGGUCAAGAGCAUGUCGAGCAACCGGAGGAGCAGCCUCAGCCCAAGAACAAGCGAUAUAUCCGCCCUAACCCAAAGAAGUUCUCUCAUUUCGACUUUGCCGAUGGUAGUGACCCCCAGGACGCCCCCCAGCCGGGCCAAUCCUUUGAUGAAAGACCAAAGUCUAAGCACGACAGCCAAUGGUCUUUCCAGGAUUUCGUGACGCCACAGAAAGUGAAGCCCUCCAGAACUAUGCGCACCCAGGAUGUUCGCCAUUGGGACACUGACAAGGAUGUUGUGGAUGAGACACCAGGCCACCCGGCUGCCAAGCCUAGACGCGAUGCCGACGCACACUUCGAGCUACUUGACGACGGUGAGAGAGUGCCCCAGCAACCGCGCCCCGGUUCCCAUCCCCCGGGCUAUGCUCAUAACGAGGGCCUAGGGCUUUAUAAGAAUCAAUUGUUUGACAAGGAGGACGUAGGACAAAACGAACGCGCUUUAGGCAACAUCACCAACGUGAAAGACCGUGGAAAAGAUUUUGACCACCACUUCGAUAUCAGUGACGAGUCACCAGCCCACCCCCAAGAUCGUGUCCCUGAAGGCCACCAGAAAGCUGUCCAAAUGAUGCAACACAACUGGGACACAUACGACAGGUCUCCUGCCGCUCAGAAGGAAAACCGACCAAUCGAGAAUACCGAUAGCCACAAGAUCAACAUCGCCGGUGAUGGUAUGGGAGGGCGAAAGGGCACCAACCGGGACUGGCUCUAUGGAGAGACUCAAGAUGUCCCUCAGUCGAUUCCCACCCGCAAGCAACCCAAUGUUGUUGCUUCGGGCGUUCCCUUGACCAAGAGUGCCAAGAUUCACAUUGCAGGCGACGGCAUGGGCGGCAAGAAGGGUACUGAGCGAGACUGGCUCUACAAUGAGACUAGCGAGACAGCUGGUGACUCAAAGACCACCAAACCGAUCCCUACAAGAACACCAGGAUCCAACGCCGCACCUGCUAGUGAAAUCAAGGAGAAUACCGACAAGCACAAGAUCAACAUUGCAGGUGAUGGUAUGGGCGGUAAGAAGGGUACCGAGCGUGACUGGCUCUACAAUGAGACGAGCGAGACAUCUGGCGGUCAAGCAACAGCCACCAAAUCGAUCCCUACCCGAACACCAGGAUCUAGCACCGCGCCCACCAACGAAGUCAGAGAGAACACAGAUAAGCACAAGAUCAACAUUGCAGGCGAUGGCAUGGGUGGUCGAAAGGGUACCAACCGAGACUGGCUCUACGGUGAACUGGACGAGCAGCCUCUUCCCACACGGCAGAACGCAUCCUCCAAGAAGGACUUCUGGGACUUUUAGAGAAGAGUGCUUUGCUAGGGAGAACACUCGGACUUAAAUAGAUCUCAAUGUGCGCCCUGUUAUAUUGCUACAGUCUUCAGUUAUGUUGUGUGCAUAUCUGCAUGCAAACGCACGAGUUAUGAUUCAUGAGGGUUCAUCAGCAUUACUUUCCGCCUUGGAAACCCCGCUUGAAAAAGCAUCAUAGCCCUCGGGUCUUCGUCUUUUAUCUUUUUUUGCCUUUAUUUUGCUCUUUCUUAUUUGCUUAUUUCACGGCCUCGCUGACGUAGUAGGCUGCUGAAGACAAAUUAUUUGGCAGGAAGCGGACGAUCAGCCUAGUUGAUAUGCGGGCAUGUUCUCAAGACGACGUAUUAACAUAUGGGGGACUCGAAUUAGAUACCAUUGCUAUCACAUUUUCUGAAACUUCAUCACAAGGGGCACAAGAGUGCCUUUCAGUGAUUAAUAUUAAUUGAUGCCGUGGCAUGGUAUUGUAUGACGCUCAGCACACCUCCGCAGCUGUAUGGAAUUGACUCGAAACGGUGUGCAUAAACAUGGCGUUAUUACAAGUGCAGAUACAAAAGGUAGUAUAGUGGGUGAUCAUAAGUAACGAAUCCCGCGCUCUGAGCGCAUCCAAUUCAACUCCAUGCUAACCUGGGUAAUAACCAAAUCCACAAUGAGAUACAUAUCCAACGCCUCUUAUUAUUUCGUCAUAAUUCUCAUGGCUCAGCACAUGAACUUAUAAUAUCUCUUCCAUCGGGGCCAACCUUCUCGUUCCUCUCGUUCUUGAGCGACAAGGAUAGGGACGUUAAAGUCCCGACGUCCAGUGUCGACGUCCAUAUCUCGUAUUCUCACAAACGUAGUUCGGAAAUAAAGCUUGUGGAAUAUAUAAAAAGCCAAAACGCAGGGUGCGCCAACCCAUUUAUGGAAGAAAUUCUGCGCGACCUGGGCGCUUGUUAAUUCUUGCCAGCCGAUGGGAAAGGCGCCGACCCAGAAUUGCGCGAUGAUGACAAGAACGUUCAGUGUGAUACCAACCCAAGAACCCACAACGCCAACCUGGGAUUGGAAGGGUAACUCGGAGACAGAGCGGCCUCGGGCAGCCCACGCACGGCGGAAACGGAUAUGACACACGCAAAUAGAGCCCCAUGUAAAGAUGGUUGAUAAGCCUGAGAUGGCCAUGAGCCAGUCAAGGACAGCUCCUUGUUCGGGCAGAUCUGCGAGGAAAGCGAUGAGGCCGAACGCGCUUGCGAUCGCAAUAGCGACGAGUGGGCGGCCUUUGCGGUCGACGUAACCGACGAUCUUGGGGGCCUGCCGAAGGUUUGCAAGAGCGGCAAGGGUACGCGAGGAACCGAAGACGGCAGAGUUACCGACGGACAGGACGGCAGUAAGGAUGACCGCGUUCAUGACAGACGGUAGGACCUGAAUGCCGGCUUCUUCAAUGGCUAUGACAAAAGGUGAGGCUGAUGCAUCCGCAUCGCUGUUACCGCCCACGAGUCGAGGGUCAUUGUGUGGAACAAGCAGUCCUACUAAGGUCAAAGCAACGAUAUAGAAAAGCGUGAUCCUCCAAAACACCUGCUUCAAAGCCGUUGGCAGCGAUUUUCGCGGAUUAGCUGUUUCGGCGGCAGCAAGGCCAAUAAGCUCAGUGCCAGCAAAGGAGAAAGCAGCUGUAACAAACACAUUGCACAUUCCUUUAAAGCCGUUGUUAAAAGCACCAGGGUUUUGCCAAUAGCGGCCGCCGAUGUACCCGCUAUCUGGCGUUCCGCCACAGUUGAGAACGAUGCCGAGAAGGCUGAGUGGAAUGUUAAUUCUGCAACGCUUGAGGACAUGUAGUUGAAAGCACUCA